Molecule: messenger RNA, 2276 nt
Organism: Cavia porcellus (domestic guinea pig)
Lineage: Eukaryota; Metazoa; Chordata; Mammalia; Rodentia; Caviidae
Gene: Mrap2
Product: melanocortin 2 receptor accessory protein 2
Exons: 5
Coding region: 531-1148 (205 amino acids)
Biological process (GO): regulation of adenylate cyclase-activating G protein-coupled receptor signaling pathway; protein localization to plasma membrane
Cellular component (GO): endoplasmic reticulum; plasma membrane
Molecular function (GO): signaling receptor regulator activity; type 4 melanocortin receptor binding; type 5 melanocortin receptor binding
Source: RefSeq, a predicted model, not a curated record
CGCGUGUCCGUGUCCGUGUCCGUGUCCGCAGCGCGCUGCGCUCGGCGGCCGGAGCGGUCUGGGCGGCGAGCGCGGCCACCGGGCCUGGGAGCUGGGACCCGGCGGAGCCGCGCGCCAGGCUGCGCCAGCCGGGCUCAUUAGGUGGCAUAGGCAGCUGCAUCACCUGCUUUCCCUAAGUUUCAUGGGCAAAGCAUACCUGAGGAUUUCUUGGAGGCCUGCGUGAGGCCACCUAGUGGGGAGAGCUGGGUAAAAAUGAGGCUCCUGCAGCAGCUGGUUUCCAGAAAUCCAGAAGCAGCAGAAGGAAGGAAAGCCAGCAGAAGGCAGGUGAGCACCACUCAGACAUUCACAGAGUGUGCAGACACCAAAUUGGGGCCUGUUUCCUGCCUUGAUCUGGAAAGGGUGAGAGACUGGCCAGCAGGAGAUUGGAUGAUGGAGAAAAAAGAAGCUAGCCCUCCCCACCCCCAGCAGGAGGCGGCUUGAAGCAGGACCCUGCAGGAUAGCGCAGAUGUCCUCUUACAACCAGGGUGGAGAUGUCUGCCCAGAGGCUAAUUUUUAACAGAACCUUCCAGCAAUCUGUGUCUAAUUCAGAUUACACUUGGGAAUAUGAAUAUUAUGAGAUUGGACCAGUUUCCUUCGAAGGACUGAAGGCUCAUAAAUAUUCCAUUGUGAUUGGAUUUUGGGUUGGACUUGCAGUUUUCGUGAUUUUCAUGUUUUUUGUGCUGACCUUGCUGACCAAGACAGGUGCCCCACAUCAAGACAAUGUAGAGUCUUCAGAGAAGCGAUUCCGAAUGAACAGCUUUGUGUCAGACUUUGGAAAACCUCUGGAGCCAGACAAAGUGUUUUCCCACCAGGGCAAUGAAGAGUCUAGAUCUCUCUUUCACUGCUACAUCAAUGAAGUGGAACGCUUGGACAGGGCCAAAGCAUGUCACCAGACCACGGCUGUUGACAGCGAUGUGCAGCUCCAGGAAGCCGUCAGAGGCAGCAGGAGCACAGAAGAGGAGCUGAACAGGCUCAUGAAGUUUGACAUCCCUAACUUUGUGAACACGGACCAGAACUCCUUUGGGGAGGAUGAUCUUCUGAUUUCAGAACCACCUAUUGUUCUAGAAAAUAAGCCAGUUUCCCAGACCUCACACAAAGACCUGGUCUGAGAAGCAUCUCUGUGUUUCUGAAGAUGUAGGUUCUGUCUUUCCAUAGCAAGAAAGCUCCAUUCACCAAAGUGUGUGUAUAUGCAAGGGAGACAGAGGAGAGAGUCUCCCUCAGAAGACGGUUGGAGUCUUUCAUUGUUGGUGUUUAUCAAGCUUUGUUUGCCUUUUAACACACUGAGUUUCUUUCUUUCUUUUUGUUAGGGAUAGUAUUUGCACUAUCUCAUCCUCCUUGUUGAAACUUUGUCCAAAUAGGUCAGGACUCUUGAAUGAGGACUGGCAUAUUACAUUCUAAUCUGGCCCUGCCACCCUCAUGCUAUACCUUUAGCAAACUAUUUUGCUUCUCUGGGAUGCAACAGUGUUAGUGGUGAGUGAUACCUGGAGUAGGUGAUCUCCCCCAGCACUAACACUUCGUGAAUGUGUGACUUUGCAGCUAAGGCGAGCUGAGACACAAGAAAGCAUUAAACAAGAAGGCACUGCCUUUCGUUUCUGUUGGAUCCCUGAAUCUGUGUAUCUUCCACUCGGUCCUUAAUUGAGCCAUACGUUAGUGAGGAGAUCUUUACUUAUUAGGACCCAUAUAGUCACUGUGGUGGGCAUUUUUGCUGGGUUUUGCUGAAAUAACUCUUUAGAGGUUCUCCAACUGCCUAUUCUCAAAUGUAGGUAUAGCUCUGUCCCUCUCAGAGGGACUAUCAAUUCAUGGUAUAGUGCAUGGCACCUCUAUCCCCAGCAAUGUAAAAAAGGUGUUAUCUGAACGAGAGGGUAUCAUCUGCGUGUCUUUGUGCUGGUGUUAAUCAGUGUCACACUGCUGCUUCAUUGGCUUUAGAACAGGGAAAAUGCUAUUUGCCAUGCUGUCUAUGCAGGUGAUGAUCAUGCAGCUUUGAGCUGAGAUGGCCAGUGAAUUUUACAUGCCACACUAACAGAUCUCAUGGUGGCCUUGACUGUGUUAACAGAACAUCAUCCAGUUAAUUUCAUGAACGAAUCAAACCUACAUACUGGUAUUGGAAACAACUUGGUUUUUCACACACAGUUGUAUGCAUGGCCAGCUGCUAAUCUGGGGCAGGCAAUUUUCAUUAUGAAUUUGUUUACUACUUAUCUGCUUAAGCUACAUAAUAAAUGUAUAUGACUGCACAGGAA